Pieris brassicae (large cabbage white) is the source of this 1393-nucleotide messenger RNA. RefSeq lists its product as uncharacterized. The transcript is spliced from 7 exons. Lineage: Eukaryota; Metazoa; Arthropoda; Insecta; Lepidoptera; Pieridae. The record is from RefSeq and is a predicted model, not a curated record. The coding region runs from base 533 to 1267 and encodes 244 amino acids.
UAUUAUGUUGAGAGCCAAAUACCUAUAUUAUAUUGUAGUCUAUAAGCCACUCUUACUUUUAUACGUCUUAUUUAUUUCUAUAUUUAUUCUUAUUCUAAGAUCAAAAGAUUAUAUUUUGUAUAAUUUUGAAGAUAGCUCAUCAAUGGUGCGGUAAAUCAUAGAAUGAAAAUUUAAAUGCUGAUAUAUAUGACAGCUGGCAGCACCAACUCACUGUCAGAUUAUAACUUCUACAUAGUGAACUUUAUUUUAUAUUCUGGCAAUAGAUUUGACUUUAUGUCAGAUAGUGAACUUUCUAUUUUUUUGGUUCGAAGCUUCAAGUUUCAACUACGAUAGUUAUCUGGCACAAGUCAAUGACAGAAUGUCAAAAUUAAUAACAGUGAAGGCUGGCUAAAAAUUAUUGGGGCCGUAGAUUGCAAAAAUAUUUUUUUUAUAUAUGAAUAUUAUGAUACUUACAUGAUAUGUUUGUUUUUCGGUGUAACUCAAUGAAACUAUAAUAAUUUAGAACAAAUGUGUGAGAAAUAAAAGAGUAGAUAUGUUAGUUUUCAAAUGUGCUUUAAUAUUCUUCUUUUCGACUUUUGUGUUGUCACUAAGUUCACAAGUUGCAAAAGUAUAUACAUUGGGAAUUGGUCUUGCCUGUUUAUACUUUAUCAGUGGAGCAUUGGCUGGCAAAAUCCUAUAUGACAGAUACCAGUAUAUUCAUAUCCUAGGCUCACUAACACCAAAUCCAAAUGUGACCUUGUAUGUAAACAGAAUAGCUUCUAUUUCUGCAUCAUUCCUCUCAUUGGGCUUCCUCAGUUACCUUUUUCUUGUCUUAUUUAAGAAAGAUGAGACCACUCUCAGAGCACUUACAAUAUUUUUAUGUGGAUGUGGGACUCUUUAUAUGUGGGUACAGAGUUUACUCACAACAUAUAUAUCAACUUUAUUUUUUGAGAAAAGAUUGACAGUAUUAAGACAAUACCUAGCCAAUUUGAGCUUCCUGUUUCUAAUUCUUAUGGCAAUAUUUGGGACCUUAUCUGUAUUUUUGCCAGAAGGUGAUUCUAGUGUAAUGUACAUUUGUAACAUAUUAUCAUCUCUUAGCGGAUACACAAUGACAACUAUUUUCUGUAUAUUUAUAUUGUCAUUUGAAAAGGAGUAUGCAUAUUUUUCGGAGGGAAUCCGUUCCGAUAUGUUAAUAGAUGACACCUGUUCGUUGAACAAUGCGUCAGUCGACGAAAGUUUACUAGAUACACAUACAAUAAGGAGGAUAUUGCCCCGUACCGUGUCCUGACAAGAAGCCGUGCCCGCGGGCACGGUAAGAGCGCCAUCUUACGGCAGUUUCAACGAAACGAAUUUCGAAAUUUUGGAAAACCAUUUCUCGCAAGAAUCGAGCCCCGAUAACGACAGUGGCAUGUCC